Messenger RNA from Aspergillus ibericus CBS 121593, 1674 nucleotides. Its product is annotated as putative alpha/beta hydrolase. Gene Ontology annotation, cellular component: mitochondrial inner membrane. NCBI's taxonomy places the organism in Eukaryota, Fungi, Ascomycota, Eurotiomycetes, Eurotiales, Aspergillaceae. Gene Ontology annotation, molecular function: A2-type glycerophospholipase activity. The record is from RefSeq and is a predicted model, not a curated record. Bases 1 to 1674 code for a protein of 557 amino acids. Gene Ontology annotation, biological process: cardiolipin acyl-chain remodeling. The transcript has 2 exons.
AUGGCAUCUGAGUCGCUCAGCUCGUCCAGCAGCGAGUUCCAGGACCGUCGACCGGAGCCAGUGGCUUCCCGACGGGACAGCACGCCACAUGCAGCUCGCGGAGCCAGCGCAACCCCUGCACCCUCAGCCUGGUUUCCUCUGGGUUAUAGGGAAGGGUUCAGUCAAUGGUGGGCGUCUUUACCCGCCGCCACAGCCGAACACCGAGUUCUCUCCUACCUCCCUUACCUUCAGCAUCAACCCCCAACCCAUCUCCAGACCGGAAAGAAAUGCGGUUCUUCCAGCGGGUCUGGGAGUCUACAGUCUGCCGAUCAAACUCAACAGGGCGAGGUCUCGGCCGAUUCUACGAAUGACCCGUACGGCCCUCGAAAAUGGCGCUCUAGCAUGGUGGAGCUGAGCGGGAAGAACCGCGCUCUGAAUGAAUUCUCCGUCGAGAGAAUUGGUGAGGAAGCAGACCAGCAUCUUGUCAUGCUCCACGGGUAUGGUGCUGGUCUUGGAUUUUUCUACAAAAAUUUUGAGCCGCUCAGUCGGCUUAAAGGGUGGCAACUCCAUGCGCUGGACCUCCUGGGCAUGGGCCGCAGCACGCGACCAGCAUUCCGCAUCAAAGCGAAGGAGCGAGAGGAGGCCAUUAAAGAGGCCGAGGCUUGGUUUGUAGACGCUCUGGAGGAGUGGCGAGUCAAGCGCAAUAUCGACCGUUUCACCCUACUCGGUCAUAGUUUGGGAGGCUAUAUGGCAGUGGCAUAUGCCCUGAAAUACCCGGGACGCCUUAACAAGCUGAUCCUAGCUUCUCCCGUGGGAAUUCCUGAGGACCCCUACGCUGUGCGGGCAGAGAUGCCAGAGCCAUCCGAGUCGACCAUGGCCAAUGAGCUCACCCAGAACCAACGCAAUAUCGCCGAAUCGGCAUCUUCGGUUCCCCACAGCGAGAUCCAGAAAGGCGACAACAAUAUCCUGCUGAGGGGUGCCCCCACGGAUACUGCCGCUGGUCAAGACCAGCCGCCCCGACGCAUGGUCCCCAAGUGGUUCGCAUAUCUUUGGGACGCCAACAUCUCCCCCUUCACUCUGGUGCGAUGGGCGGGACCCUUGGGACCGCGCCUGGUUUCUGGCUGGACGUCUCGGCGCUUCUCCCAUCUGCCGGCUGAUGAGGCCAAGGCUUUGCACGACUACUCGUACUCGAUCUUCAGUAUGCGGGGCAGCGGCGAGUAUGCUCUGUCAUAUAUUCUCGCUCCGGGCGCAUUUGCCCGCAGUCCUCUAAUCCAGCGCAUUGAGGGCAUCGGCCGCCAGUUUAUUCACCAGAACCCAUCGCCUGCCCUUGAGUCUGCGAAGGCCCCCACAGCAGCCUCCCCCCAACCCACUCCUGAAUCCUCUGCCAGCCAAUCUUCCCUGACCGCAGCUAAACGCGAGAACGGCCUUCCGAUCAUUUUCAUGUACGGUGACCACGACUGGAUGGACGUCAAGGGCGGAUUGGCAGCGAAGACCAAGCUGGACCAAGAGAAGGAGCGCAUUCUGCAGAAUGCGACGGUCGAGGAACGCGCGGCCGACAACGGCUCCGCCAAGGUAGUCAUCAUCAAGCGAUCCGGCCAUCAUAUCUACCUGGACGGAUGGGAGGAAUUUAACCGAAUCGUUUUGGCCGAAAUGGAGGAGACGGCCCAGAAGGAGAGAGCCCGGAGCACGCAAUAG